AUGACAUUUCAGCGGGAAUGCUUGUCAGUACAUGUUGGACAGGGAGGUGUCCAAAUUGGAAACGCGUGUUGGGAACUUUAUUGUUUGGAACAUGGAAUUCAGCCCGAUGGAAAUAUGCCCUGCGCCUGUUCACCAUAUUCCGGAAUGGACGAAUCUUUUAGCACCUUUUUCAGUGAAACUGGAGCAGGUAAACAUGUUCCUCGAGCGGUCAUGGUGGACUUGGAACCCACAGUAAUAGACGAAGUUCGAACUGGAACGUACAGGCAACUCUUUCAUCCUGAACAAUUGAUCUCUGGGAAGGAAGAUGCAGCUAACAAUUAUGCACGUGGUCAUUAUACUGUUGGAAAGGAGAUGGUUGACCUUGUUCUGGACAGGAUAAGGAAACUGGCUGACCAGUGUUGUGGUUUGCAGGGAUUUCUCAUUUUCCAUUCCUUCGGGGGAGGUACCGGUUCAGGCUUUGCAUCUCUAAUGUUGGAACGUCUUUCGUUGGAUUAUGGUAAAAAAUCUAAACUACAAUUCCCGAUUAUUCCAUCGCCCUGCAUAUCGACAGCUGUUGUAGAACCUUAUAAUGCAAUGCUCACUAUCCACACAACGAUGGAGUUUGCGGAUUGUGCAUUUAUGGCCGAUAAUGAAGCCCUUUACGACGUCUGCAGGAGAAACUUGGACAUUGAACGACCAACAUAUACCAAUUUAAAUCGCCUUCUAGCCCAGGCAGUGUCCGCUAUGACAGCAUCCUUGAGAUUCGACGGUGCAGCAAAUGUGGAUCUCCUUGAAUUCCAGACAAAUCUGGUGCCUUAUCCCAGAAUUCAUUUUCCACUAUCCACAUACGCCCCUAUUAUAUCAGCAGAAAAAGCCUAUCACGAAACUUUAAGCACAUAUGAAAUAACAAGUGCUUGUUUUGAACCUGCAAAUCAGUUGGUAAAAUGCGAUCCCAGGCACGGAAAAUAUAUGGCUUGCUGUUUGCUAUUUCGAGGAGAUGUGGUACCGAAAGAUGUAAACGCUACAAUUUGCGCGAUUAAAUCUAAAAGAAGUAUUCAGUUUGUUGAUUGGUGCCCGACUGGUUUUAAGAUUGGAAUGAAUUAUCAACCACCUACUGUUGUUCCUGGUGGUGAUUUGGCACGUGUUCAACGUGCAGUAUGCAUGAUGUCUAAUACAACCGCGGUAGCAGAAGCUUGGGCACGAUUAGAUCACCAAUUUGAUCUUAUGUACUGUAAAAGAGCAUUUGUACACUGGUAUGUAGGUGAAGGAAUGGAGGAAGGAGAAUUUUCCGAGGCUAGAACAGAUCUUGCUGGUCUCGAAAGAGAUUAUGAAGAAGUCGGUACUGGUUGUGAACCUGAUUGUGGCGCAGAAUGCGUAGAUGAAUACUAA
Messenger RNA from Ctenocephalides felis (cat flea), 1368 nucleotides. Its product is annotated as tubulin alpha chain-like. The transcript has 7 exons. The record is from RefSeq and is a predicted model, not a curated record. Gene Ontology annotation, molecular function: GTP binding; structural constituent of cytoskeleton. Gene Ontology annotation, cellular component: cytoplasm; microtubule. NCBI's taxonomy places the organism in Eukaryota, Metazoa, Arthropoda, Insecta, Siphonaptera, Pulicidae. Gene Ontology annotation, biological process: microtubule cytoskeleton organization; mitotic cell cycle. The coding region runs from base 1 to 1368 and encodes 455 amino acids.